Messenger RNA from Phragmites australis (common reed), 957 nucleotides. RefSeq names its product RING-H2 finger protein ATL73-like. Gene Ontology annotation, molecular function: transferase activity. The coding region runs from base 51 to 689 and encodes 212 amino acids. NCBI's taxonomy places the organism in Eukaryota, Viridiplantae, Streptophyta, Magnoliopsida, Poales, Poaceae. The record is from RefSeq and is a predicted model, not a curated record. The transcript has a single exon. Gene Ontology annotation, biological process: protein ubiquitination.
ACACCGCUCUACCACGCACGAUAAUUUUCUUCGCGUUACAACUUGUCACGAUGGACGUCGAACGGCUGCAUGCAAGGAGGCUCCUGUCGCGCGCCGCGGCGGCGGUAGAUGCCUUGUCGCCAGGGCCGGCCGUGCAGGCGGCCGAAGUCCGCACGCGAGUAGCAGCACCCUUGGGCUCGACGGACGCGACAGUGAUUGCGAUACUGUCGCUGCUCCUCUGCGGCCUAGUGGUCGUGCUCGCGGUGCGCGCGGUGGUCCAGUGCGCGUUCCGCAUCACGCGGCGCGUGUGCUACGGCCAGGAUCCUCCCGGCGACGUCGAGGCGGCGGCGCGGGAGAGGGCCUCCUCCUGCCAGCCCGGUCCCAAGACGAAGCGAGGGGCCUGCAUCGGGCUGAUCCCGUCGCACGUCUACCCGCCCGAGGUCGAGCUCGCCGGGUGCGGCGCGGCGGAAUGCGCCAUCUGCCUCACCGAGUUCGCGCACGGCGAUCGCGUGCGCGCGCUGCCGCACUGCAACCACGGAUUCCACGUGCGGUGCAUCGACCGCUGGCUCGCCGCGAGGCAGACGUGCCCCACGUGCAGGCGGAAGCCGUUCGCCAAAACCGCACUGCCGGUGCCGGGCCGAGCGGAAGCGCCGGAGGCCGUGCAGCUGCAGGUGCACGCUGACGCCGGACAGCCCGAGAAUAACCAUUAGCGUUUGCGAAGAAGAUUGUACAGUGUUGGUGAACGGUUAAAUUUUUGGACUUGCUGUCAUCUGUGAUUCCGUGGUCAUGUGACUUUUUUCCUUUAUUUUUUCUUUAACUUUGUUGGGGUUUUAGAAGUGGCCCGGGUCCGAUGAUAUGAGCGUGAACUUCUAUGCAACUGGAAAUACUAUGUAUUUUGACUUGGUUCAGUGCUGGUGCAAGAUGUACCUUCUGUAGAUAGAGAUUUCCAUAGUUCCAUUUUGCCAUGAGCCCAUGAUA